Messenger RNA from Camellia sinensis, 708 nucleotides. Lineage: Eukaryota; Viridiplantae; Streptophyta; Magnoliopsida; Ericales; Theaceae. The record is from RefSeq and is a predicted model, not a curated record.
UUUAGAGUAGAAGGAAUGGCUAUCUUCGGUGAUCCUUUCAGGCGUUUUUUAUUGAGCCCUCCCGCAUAUCGCAUCUUUCCUGGGUCCACGGCCCUUAUGGACUAGCUUGAAACCCCCAAUUCCCACAUCUUCAAGAUCAAUGUUCCAGGAUACAGCAAAGAGGAGAUUAAAGUACAGGUAGAAGAUGGGAACGUUUUGGUGAUAAGAGCUGAAGGAGAAUCUCAGGGUAAAGACACUGUUUGGCACGUGGCGGAAAGGGGUGCAGGCAGAGGAGACUUUUCGCGGGAAAUUGAAUUGCCGGAGAAUGUGAAGGUGGACCAGAUCAAGGCUCAGGUGGAAAAUGGUGUUCUCACGGUUGUUGUCCCCAAAGAUUCUACCCCUAAACCCAACAAAGUGAGGACCAUCAACAUCUCUAGCAAGCUCUAACUUUGCCUUUCAUAGUUUUUAGUUUGGGCUUGGAUGGUUCCAUGAAUAAUUUGGUGCACCUGUGGUGUUCCUGUGUUUGUGUAUGUAUGGAAUGGAAGUGUUAUGUAAUAUGAUGCAAUAAAAUUUGGCAUAUGGGUUUGAGUGGGUAAAAUGCUAGGGUCUCGUGGUUUGUUCCAUAAGUAAUUUUAAUUUGCCGUGGUAGUGAUUAUUAAUCAUUUAUAUAGGGCAAGUUUGCAAAUUCAAAAUAGUUAAAAGUUAUUAUCAAAAGUUAAAAUUUUGUUC